AUCUUUUGAAAGUGAAAUUAAAUUUUCAAAUAUGAAUUUGUCGGGAAAAAAUGUGGUUUACUUCGGAGGCUUUGGUGGCAUAGGUCAGAAAUGUGUGCAGGAGUUGCUACAGAGAAAAAUAAAGUCCCUGGCAAUAUUUGAUUUAACAGAAAAUAGACAAGUUCUGGAUGAGUGGAAGAGCAAAAAUCCGAACACGGAUAUAUUCUAUCAAAAAGUGGACAUUACCCAGAAGUCGGAUAUUGAGGCGGCGUACAAGGCCACCGUCGAGAGAUUGGGUCACUUCGAUGUGGUGGUCAAUGGCAGUGGACUUAUGAAUGAUCGUCUUAUCGAGUUGACUAUUCAAAUUAAUUUGCUGGGUGUAGUUUACAGUUGCCUGACAGCCUUAGAGUACAUGGACAAGACAAAGGGCGGAAAAGGUGGACUAAUACUGAAUAUAUCCUCGAUAGCUGGAUUGCAGCCUACGUCCACAAUGGCCAUUUAUUCGGCGACCAAGACGGGAGUUACCACCUUUACCAGGGCCUUGGCUCACCCAAGUUAUUAUGACCGCUCGGGCGUGGGAUUUAUAACCGUUUGUCCGGGUUUUACCAAAACUGGCCUAUUGGACGAUAUUGGUAACAAGACGACCUUCGAUUACCAGCCCCCCAUGAUGGCUAGCAAGAUAAAGAAGCAAACGCCAGAGCAAUGUGCCAGGAGCUUGGUACGGGCCAUAGAAACUUAUAAAAAUGGGGCAGUCCUGCUGCUAGAGUUGGGCGAAACCCACGAGGUGAAUAUACCAAGCCAUUGGAAGCCACAGUUUGAAGAUUAA
Molecule: messenger RNA, 805 nt
Organism: Drosophila serrata
Lineage: Eukaryota; Metazoa; Arthropoda; Insecta; Diptera; Drosophilidae
Product: alcohol dehydrogenase-like
Cellular component (GO): cytoplasm
Molecular function (GO): alcohol dehydrogenase (NAD+) activity
Source: RefSeq, a predicted model, not a curated record